ACUGUCAAUGAAACACAGCUCUGUCACAUCCGUGUGUGCGUGUGGUCGCUCCAAACCCCGCCCUUCUAGUCUCACGCAGCAACAUGGCGACGUGUAGGAAGAUGGAGCGAAGCAGGGGAAAAUUUUAUGCGCUUUCUGUGGUUAUUUUCCUCCAGUUGUUAGCCAGAGACUGUCUGACCUUCCCGGUAAAUGGCACUACCACGAAAGAAGUGCCAAAUGAAGGUCAUCAGUCAGAACGCCCUUCUACAAUUCCUGUUAAUACCACUGUUAUCCAGGAGACCAGUCACAAAAAGCCUUCAUCGCCUGAGAAUGCAACAACUGCGAGAAAUCCUGAAACUACUGCAUCGCCUGCUGGCAGUAACUCCACAACGACAGUGGCACAGGCCACUGAGAGCAGCACAACAAUCACCAUAACAAAGAAAUCGGAUACAGUCGUCAUUGGUACCUCUCAAGAUUCAGCGGCACCUGAAACUGACAGCAAAGGGGGCAACAGAGUGAAUGGGACUAAAGAAGACCCAAACAGUAAUGGGGCCACAGGCAACGCCACCCGAGUCUCUACUCCAGAAGAGCCGACCACGUCCACCAAAUCCUCUGUGGCAAACAAAGCAGCAACAGAAGAGCCUGAAGAGCCUGAAGAGCCUGAAGAGCCAGAAGCACCUGACACGGAAGACUUGUUAAACCCACCGGACAUUCCAGACCUUGCACAGACCACUAAGGACGAUGAAGAUGACUAUGAUAAUGACGUCGGUGACACUGACAAAGACCAGCCCAAGACAAGGCAGGAGCAGAAGCCAGGUGUAGUGGAGCUGAUCCGCUAUAAUGAAGUAGACAGCCACAACACAGAGGAUGAGGACUCUCACUUCUUCUUUCACCUGGUCGUCUUGGCUUUCUUGGUGGCCAUCAUCUACAUUACCUAUCACAACAAGAGGAAGAUAUUGCUCCUGGUUCAGAGUCACCGCUGGAAGGACGGUCUUUGUUCCCGCAACAACGUGGAGUACCACCGCCUGGACCAGAAUGUCAACGAGGCCAUGCCGUCCCUCAAGAUGACCCGAGACUACAUCUUUUAAUUUAUUUGUUUUUGGUCUGGAUGUGCACAGAGCCAGUUGGCCUGCCUUCCUGGUCAGUGGCUUUGAUUGAUGCUUUCUCUUUCUUUACAGGCCAGGGUGUGAUGUGUCUUGGGGAUAUUAUUAAGUUUGUAUGAAUUAUCUUUAUUCAGGACUUUUUUUCUUGUCUGGAUAAACAGAGUUUUAAAGUUUCUGUUACUUUGUAAUAUUUUAAUGUUAAUUGUCUUUUUUUAAUUAAAUUUUUGGAUUUAAUAUUAUGGUUCAUUAGGGGUCUUAUAAUUUAGUCUUUGUUGUUUUGUUUUUACUGUGGGAGUGUUUCAGCCUUAUGCCACCCUAAAACUCUUUGUUUUCCCUCUUGAACAUUGUCUUAAUAUGUUUAAUAAUCACUUUUUAAGAGCUUUUCAGAACAUCCAUUGUGCCGUGCAUACUCUCACGUUGUACGGGUGAAAGUGUGCAAACAUCUGCUGUAAGUAAAGUACUGUACACUAUAAAAAGGUAAACUGGGAAAAUUGAUUUAAAUAUAUAAAGUCAAAAUAUCCCAUGGUGUGUCAUUAAUUUAAUCAGAUGUCAUUUUAAGUUUUUUUUUUUUUUUUUUUAAAUCAAAGGAAAAAAAAUCUGAAUUUUUUUUUUUUAGCUGUUUUAUCAUCACCUAUCAUUUCUAUUGCACUUUUUGCAGAAUGUUCAUUUUGGUUUUCACAUGUUGGGAAUUUAAAAAAAUCCAAUGUUGGACAGUGAAUUUGCAUGAAGCAUCAAGUCAAGGAGGGCGACUGGAAUGUUCAUGUGCUUAAGCCAUUUAAAUGAAGAUGGAUACUGUUCAGGUUAGAAAGUGCUAAUAUAAUGUACGGGAGAAGCUUUUAUUGCCAGUCCUUGUCUAUUAUUUUUAUGACUUCGAUGAAGUCUGUCAAUCCUCUGGUCUUCGUUGCGAUAAAAGGUACCAGCUGUGUUCACUUGUGUUUACACAGCACUGUAAAUUUUUACUUACCUCCUGACAGAGUACAGUUUGGUUGACUGUUCAUCAAAAGUUUUGCAUGCUCUGUGUGGCCUGAUGUUCACAUGAGCACCAAAAAAGAAGAAGAAGAAAAAAUAACCCACAGAACAGACCACAUUGUUUUGACACUUGUGACUGUCUUUCCUGUUCAUGUUUUUUUGCUGCCUGUUACCAUCUUAUGCCUUCACUUGAAAUGCUGAGGUUAGUGAUCCAUGUGAAUCCACAUUUGUUAUCAAUCUUAUCGCCUUCUGUCAUUUGUUUUCAGCUGUCGUGUCCAUAUACAAGGUAUGGGGAUAGAUAAUGUGAUUUGCACUUGCCAUUCAAUCAUACUAGCUACAAUGUGAGAGUGGGUGGUGUCUUGUGUAGAGGUGAUGGAUCAACACUGCUCCUGCAAUCAACAGUAAAAACUGCAAUCUCCUUUUUUGUCAAUAAAGCACAAAUUAUAUAUAGAGUC
This is a messenger RNA of Monopterus albus (swamp eel), 2506 nucleotides long. RefSeq names its product chromosome unknown C5orf15 homolog (gene cunh5orf15). The coding region runs from base 84 to 1067 and encodes 327 amino acids. The record is from RefSeq and is a predicted model, not a curated record. NCBI's taxonomy places the organism in Eukaryota, Metazoa, Chordata, Actinopteri, Synbranchiformes, Synbranchidae. The transcript is spliced from 3 exons.